This is a messenger RNA of Fusarium sp. VM40, 1098 nucleotides long. Lineage: Eukaryota; Fungi; Ascomycota; Sordariomycetes; Hypocreales; Nectriaceae. The record is from the annotation of a GenBank genome assembly.
AUGCCCAAGAGAUCACUUGACGUCGCAAACAUGGGUGGCCCCAACACAAAGCCUGCCCCCGCGCGAAAGACUGAGCGAUCCCACGAGGAGAACCAGGAACGAGCAUACAUCGCAGCCUCAAGGCGAGCCGACAGAAGCAUUGAAGCCCGUGUCCAGUCUGCUAAGAUGGCCAGUGAGAUCCACAAGAAGAGAACAGGAAAGGCCUUCCGCAUCACUGAGGAGAUCGUAAUGAAGGAGGAGAUGUACGAGGAGGAAGACGACGACUUCCCUCGUUCCUACCGACUUCUCAAAUCCAACAUGCAAACAGACAAUGCUAUUCUCAACGCGAGAGUCGACGCCUACCUUACCAAUCGUGUUGCCAUGUCACAGCUUUUAUCGGCCACCGAAGCAGACUGGAGGAAUAACGAGAUCAACUCAACUUUCGCUCAAUUCUUCCCACAGGCCCAGCGCCAAGCCCAGUCAAUGUCCCAUAGAUGGUCGACACCAGGUUACUCAGCACCCCAGACUCAAAAUAACCACGCUACGAGCCCGAUGGAACAGCAGCCUUUCGACCCCAACUUCCAGCCCGUCAACUAUGAACAGCAGAUCAACAGACACGACGAGCGAAACCAUUCCAUCGCCGGCUUGUCUCCUGCCGAGUCAAGAAGCGACGCUGCCAUGUCACCAACCGUGUUCACUCCCACUUCAGCAUCUCAUCCCGAUACUCCCCGGUCCCGCUGUACCUCCAUUUUUGGAAACCCUCAGCCAUCGAACAUGAUGGAGAAUUUCAACCCUGGCGAUUCCGCAUUUACUUCAGAGCUACCAGCCGAGGCCAAGAUGUUGAUGGGUGGCAUGGAUUUAAGCGGAAGCUUUAACACUCCUUACUACGGCGAAUGGACACCUCAUCAGACUUUUUCCUAUGACAAUGAUACCAAGUUCUUCAAGGAAAAGGAAGAUGAAAACAACCAGCUUCCUGGCGGCGAGACUUACCCUGAUGUACCCGACACGAUGAAUUGGGGUAAUGGUGACUUCAAUACGCCAACUAAGAACUAUGCCGAGGAGCCUUCCUGGGAUUCCUUCAUCGAUGACAAUGCUUGGGUUAACUCCGAGCCGCAAUAA